Amoebophrya sp. A25 is the source of this 4234-nucleotide messenger RNA. The record is from the annotation of a GenBank genome assembly. NCBI's taxonomy places the organism in Eukaryota, Dinophyceae, Syndiniales, Amoebophryaceae.
CAUGAUGGUGAAUUCAACAGAAGCAUGAAAUGAUGGCUUGUUCUCUCCAUGCGUCGUUGUCCUCUUCUGCAACACCGGACCGCAUCAAAUUUCUCUACUGACGAACGACGACCAUGAUGAAGUCUGGGGGAGUGUUGGUACCUCCACCGACAAGGGCUUGUCCAUCGGGCGGAAGUCGACCAUCGACUAUGAAAAGGGUCGUGGUCAUCUCAUACUGCUCCCCUCAUAAUCUAAAUCCUCGUCUCAACAUUACCGCAAAUGCCGUCAUCCUCCAGCAGACGCGAUCCCUCUUCAGCGCAGUGCACUCACAGGAGUUUUUGUGUCGGAAAGUGAUCCACAUGAAAAAAGAAGACGAGCAUGGUAUCAAAACGGAACAAGACCGCCAUCGCGAACAGUACUUGCGCUUCAGAAGGCAGAGGCGGCAGAAAUGGGGUGUUGGCUUGAAUCCGUUGCAUGGGUUGGAACGGUAUGGGUUUACAGAUCCGGGAAGUUUGAAUUUUAUGGUAGGUGUGCUGGAUCUGGUUCUAUAUCUACUUCUAAGUAGUACUGUGCGUGGUGCAUCACUUUCUUGUCAAAGUUUGUCUGUGCAGGUACGUAUAUAGUCCUCUUAGUGAAACAAAUAGUAGUAUCUUACAGCGUACAUAGUCUACUUAGUGAAAAAAAUAGUAGUAUAUCCAUAAUUUUUGCAAUUUCUCAAACUUCCUCCUUUCUCAAGUAGUUCCCCAUCUCAAACAGAAAGGUUACAACCAUAUUUUCCUUUCAUUUCCUUCCCUGAACUUCUCGACGCCGCACACCGAGCCUCAGAGUUGAGAGUUAAGAAUCCAAUAUUCUGGGGCCAAGUCGUUACACGGGGCACGCGCUUGCGGGAUCUCUGCUCUGUCCACGAAUUGAUCGAGUUUUUACACGUGCUGCGUGUGGCGAGGCCUUUGGAUCGCGAUCGCGUCCUCUUGCUGUUGAAAAAAUGCGUCAGGGAGAUGAGACAGUUAUGAUCAUAUCCAUAAUUAGAGUACACAGUUAUGAUCAUAUCCAUAAUAUUAGAGUUGAAUGGUUAAUCAACAUAGAUGAGACAGAGUUGAUCAACAAUGGUUAAUUAAAAGUUGGAUAAUAGGAAGUUAUCUAUGAAAUGGCGGGGAUGCCAGGAGCAGGUCUUCUAGUUCUGCAUGGUUGGACUUGAUGCUAAGGAAAAGACGCCAGAAGACGAUGAUUACAUGCACAUCAGGAAGAAGCACUUCGGAGAAUGCCACGCACUGUGCGUGAGCUUGUCGUAACAUCUUCCACCUACAACCUACUCUAAUCCCCGACGCCCCACGAAUCACAGAUAGCCGGGAUUUGGCUUUAGCGAUGGACACUUACGCACACUUCAAAUUCAGGAGUGAUGCGAUGUGUGACGCGAUAUCUUUGAGGUCGUUGGAAAUGCUGGCAGACGUGCUCAUAUAUUGGAAACAAGUAGGAAAACUUGGAGAUGGUUGGAGACCUAAGGAGCACGUUGAAAAGGUCAUAGACGAGACGUCCUCUACGAUUGUGAAUUCUGAAGAAGACGGUGGACAGGUGGAAAAUCAACGAAAAAGUACCAUAGCCAGAAGACGCACUGCGCGCAAAGAAAAGAUCAAGAAGUUAAAAGCAGAAGCAGAAGCAGCUGCAGCUACCUCGCCCGAUGGAAAGGUAGGAUCGAGUGGAAAAGAGACUCCUGCAGGUACUGACGUAGGCGUUGUAAAAGAGGAUCUCGGCGCACACCAGGACGUCGUCAAGCCAAGCUUUUUCCCUCUUGACGACAUUGCAAGCGUCGUGGGAAGCUUUUCGAAACUGGGGUAUGCUCUCAACGACGAGUUGCGCAUGGUAGUACAGAGGUAUGUGUCUGUCUAUCUGGACAUAUUGGCUGAAGAAAGGUCCGCUAGGGAGCUAGAGGAUGCUUGUUCUCGUACGGAGAAGAACGGCGCAUCUACUGGUGCUUGGAGCGCCGUGAAAGAGAAAAUCACGAAGGUUUGUCCUACGUCGCUGAGCAGUCUUGUGUUGAGCAAAGAAAAGUCCUCUCCGCAAGCAACUGACGAGAUAGAAGGUGGCGAUGAACCAAAAGCCGUGCAGGAGAGAGAAGAUGCAUCAAGAACCUCCACGCUUUCGCUUUGCUCUCUCAGUGCGCUCAAGAACCUCCUUGAGGCAGGGAUCGAAAUCGAAAGCAGACAUAUUGUGCCCUUGUUGGAGGAUUUUCUCCAGCCUGUGAAAGCUGAGGCUAGCAAGACAGGAUCUUCUCAAGAUCAACUGGAGAGUUGGUGCCAUGUUGCCAAACACCUUCUUACUUCUGGAAAAAACAGAGGUGAGCAAGAGCAACAAGCUGAGAUUUCCUCUUUACUUUUCCGUGGUGUCCAAACAGCUCUACAGGCAGACGAACCGCCACUGGGCCCUUUCAGUACGCGGUUAGAACUCGGAGAACGAGGACAAGGAUAUGAACAUCAAGGACCACGGGGAGAUCAACAAGAGGCUACUUUUGCUCCUUUCGCUGCAUGUACCAAACAACAACUGUCGAAGUCCUCUACGUCUACAAGUGUAAGUUGCGAGAUUGGCGCAAGAAGGAAGCAGUUAUUUUCGAAGUUGGGAGGUAGAGGAGGUGGUCAAACUGAGAGUGCAUCAAAUUCCUCCUGGUCUUCAGCAUCUUCAUCUACUGGACAAAAUUCAUCUGGUAUUAAUGAAUCAACUACGAGCACCAGCAGCCCUGCUGGUGCUGACCAAGAAGGAGAUGACCAAAACACUUCUAUAGGCGCUUCUUCCGACAGCAACCUCACUGGACUCGCCUUUCUGGAAGAAGCAGACCUGAUAUUACAGAAGACGCCAAAAUGUGCCGCGACGCUCUUAGAACUGAUGCAAUUGGCCUCUCCAGACCUGGAUGCAUCCGCGUUUUAUCAGUCUGAGCGUCUCAGAACUGUAUUGUGGAGAAAUUUCGUCCGACAGGCCCAUCCGGAUAAACAUGGUAGCUCUGAAUUCAGUACGGAUGUUUUUCAACGUGCAAGUGCCUUUUGGGAGUCAAUGUCGAAGAACACGGCUGCAGUUUCUGGCGCGGAGAAUGAAGAAGAUGAAAGCCAUAGUACAACUAGGUCCUCCAUAUGGACGCCAGACACCAGACCUGUGUCUGAAAAUGGAGACGAUUAUCAAGACAGAGAUAGAGAAGAUGAUGGCGAUGAUACCUUUUCCGGCUCUGGAGGACUUCCAAAAACCGUAGUGAGAAAUAGUGAGCUAAUAGACAAUCCGGGAGAGGUGGAUUAUCGAAGAAAAGUGAUCAAAAACUUAGCUGUGUUUCUUAGAGCUGUGGUGGUCGUGGAUCACUUGGCAGCAGAGAAUGAUGGUGGGGAUUCUCUACUAGCCGAACAUCACGAAAACCUACGAGCCUUCCUAGAACAAACUACGGCCUCUCACCUACUCCCAUGCUUCCGGGAGAUUAUGGGUGACGAAAUUUUCCCCGUGAUAAAGGGUUACGAAGCGGCUGGAUUGUCGAUUUUUCUCGACGAUAUCGAUAGUGGUGUUGAUUCAGUGUCUUUGUCUGGUGUACGUUCAGCCCUACUACGAGAAGCGGUGCGAAAGUUUCCUUUGCUCGGGAAGAACGAUAUUUUAGAAAUUGAACGGAGGAUUUUGCAGCUUCCCAGGACGGAAACAAGAACUGCAAGAACAACGCAUACAACUACUGCUAGAGUAGACUCGUCAUCUUACGAGGCUCACUUUCUAGCAUUAAAGAGCCGUUUUGUUGAUAAGAUUUCGUCGGCAGGAUAUCGUUUGGCCUUGGAAAAGGAUGGUCAGGAUGGGGGUGGAAAGAUUCGGUGCGGAAGGUGAUAAGAAACGAACAAAAAUAUAACGAUUUCUACUUCUCUCGUUUUGGGACAAAUAUUUACAAUUGAUACUCGACAUGUUUUUUCAUGUACACGGAACCGCGAGACACGCUGUACUAUAUGAUUUGUUGACUCUCUUUUUCUAGUACUUUAGUGCUCAGUAGAUGAGAUUGAGAUAAGGCUUGGUUGAGAAGAAUCAUCUGAGAUGCACACAUGACAUAGUACUUCGCCUUCGUAUGUGACUAGAAAUUUGUGUUGGUAAUGGUUGAAAGAGAACGCUGUCGCCAGUGGUAGAAGAUGACCAUCAGAAACGUGUGAAGAUGGACACCAAAAUAGGAGCUCUGAACAGCGUAGGAACUGUAAUAUACUUGUUUUGAUGGAUAUUCCAAAGGCGCUUAGGGUUAUGGUAAAGAUGAAGAUGU